AUGUCAGAAAUUAAGUCUGUGAAGGACAUCAAAGUCUCUUUGGAUGAUGAAAAGGCAGUCAUUGAUUAUUACCAUGACACAACUAACCCCCAGGAAUUAUGUGAAAUUAUUAAAAACCUGGGGUAUCAUGCAUCAAUAGCAGAGGAAGGCAGCCCCUCCAAAACUCUUACAACAGAUAAUAUUGCUAUCGAUCUCAGCAAUACGAUGGUUCAUUUCAAUACAAAUGAUGAACAAUUAGAAGAAGAGGAGUAUGAAAAAUGCUUCAUCAAAGUGACUGGAAUGACAUGUGCUUCUUGUGUAUCACUCAUCGAGAAAAACCUCUCCAAGGUGGAUGGUAUCAAACAUGUGUUGGUAGCACUAAUGGCUCAGAAGGCUGAAGUCAAAUAUGAUCCUUCUUACAUAUUCCCAUCACAGAUUGCAAAUAAAAUUCAAGAUCUUGGGUUUGGUACUAGUCUUCUUGAUUCAGAGUCAAUGGGACAGUCAACGGUAGAGUUGAAUAUCUCCGGAAUGACCUGUUCAUCUUGUGUUCAUCUCAUCGAAUCAACAUUGUUGAAAAAGAAGGGCAUCAUUUCUGCUUGUGUUGCCUUAGCAACAUCCAAAGGCAAAUUUGUUUAUGACACUGAAAUGACAGGUACUCGUGACAUCAUUGACAUUAUCAAGGGUCUUGGUUUUCAGGCAUCUUUACUUAGUGAAAGUGAUGACAGAGCAGCUCGUGGCAAUUCAUUCCUUUGGUCUUUACUAUUUGGCCUUCCUGCAAUGAUUAUUACAAUUUACUUCAUGGCCUCAAUGCCUGAUCAUGAUACACCAUAUCAUCCCUCCAAUUCAACCACAAAUGUCACGACAGAACCUCCCAGAAAGUUUUCCACACAAAAAGGCACGAUAAUGAUCAUUAAUGGUUUAUCUUUGGAAAAUCUGCUUAUGUUUUUGUUGGCUGCUGCUGUUCAGUUCAUGGGAGCUCGUUACUUUUAUGUCCAGGCUUUUAAAGCCAUCAAGCAUGGUGCUGCUAAUAUGGAUGUGUUAGUUUGCUUAGCCAUCAGCAUCUCCUUCCUCUAUUCUACAAUAGUUGUUAUAGCAGCAAUCAUCCUCAGGGAACCAUUUAGUCCUGUUACGUUCUUUGAAACAACGCCGAUGUUAGUCUUAUUUGUAUCUCUUGGACGUUGGCUGGAACAUAUUGCCAAGGGUAAAACAUCAGAAGCGAUUGCGAAGCUUUUAUCAUUGCAAGCAUCUGAAGCCAUUUUAGUUUGUAUGAAAGACGGACAAAUUAUCAGUGAAGAAGUACUAAAUGUUGAUUUAGUCCAAAGAGGAGAUAUUCUUAAGGUAUUGCCUGGAGAAAAGGUCCCAGUAGAUGCUCGAGUGAUUGAAGGCAUGUCAUCUUGUGAUGAAUCUUUGAUUACAGGGGAAUCAAUGCCAGUUACCAAAAAACCAGGCACAACAGUGAUUGGAGGUUCAUUGAAUCAAAAUGGAUUAUUGCUUAUUGAGGCUACACAUGUUGGUACUGACACGACUCUCUCCCAAAUUGUUAAGUUGGUUGAGGAAGCACAAACAUCUAAGGCUCCCAUACAACAACUUGCUGACAGAAUAGCUGGAUAUUUUGUGCCAAUGGUGGUUGGUGUCUCAACGUUGACAUUGUUAGCAUGGUUGGCUGUUGGGUACCAUGAUCCCACAUUAAUUGAUAAAAACUUUAAGGAAGGUGGCUAUUUGACAAAGCAUGAAUUAAUAUUCCAGUAUGCAUUUCAGUACGCUAUCACUGUACUGAGUAUUGCAUGCCCUUGUGCUUUGGGCUUAGCUACCCCCACUGCUGUGAUGGUGGGCACUGGUGUUGGGGCUACAAAUGGUAUUCUCAUCAAGGGUGGAUCUCCCUUGGAGAUGACAAGGAAGGUGAAAAAUGUUGUCUUUGACAAAACAGGCACAAUCACUCAUGGUACACCACGUGUUUCUCGAGUGAGGAUAUUUGUCGAGAACCAUGUGUGUUCAUUUACAAAACUGAUAGCCAUUGCUGGAACGGCAGAGACCAGUAGCGAGCAUCCAAUUGCUGCUGCCAUUGUAAACUAUGCCAAACAGACAUUGAAAAAAGAUCUUUUGGGCCAAGUUACCAACUUCCAGGCAGUUCCAGGUUGUGGUCUUCAUUGCAAAGUCUCUCAAGUGGAAUCUUUGUUGUCCAACAUCGAUAUUGAAGGAGUACGAAACCGUAAGAAUGUAUUUGGCAGUUUGAAGGUACGCGUUGAUAACAUGGCUGGUAGCAUUAGAAGCAAUGCACCCAUCAUUGAAGAUAUGUCUGUACUUGGUGCUUCGGCAACGCAAAGUUAUGAUGUUUUGAUUGGUAAUCGGGAAUGGAUGAUGAGGAAUGGUCUUGAAGUUACAGAUCAUGUCAACCAAUCUAUGGAAGAACACGAAGAACAAGGACAUACUGCUGUUUUAUGUGCUAUUGAUGGUGUCUUGGUUGCCAUGCUGGCUGUAGCAGACACAGUAAAAUCUGAGGCUCAUUUGGCCAUCAGCACACUCAAAGAGAUGGGACUGCAAGUUACCUUACUUACUGGGGAUAAUCAGAAAACAGCCAGGGCUAUUGCUGAGCAAUUUUCUUUUGAUUCUCCCUCUCUUUCAUAUGUUUCCCUUUGUGUAUGUGUCUCUCUUUUGUGUGUUUCCCUUUGUCUAUGUGUCUCUCUUUUGUGUGUUUCCCUUUGCGUAUGUGUCUCUCUUUUGUGUGUUUCCCUUUGCGUAUGUGUCUCUCUUUUGUGUGUUUCCCUUUGCGUAUGUGUCUCUCUUUCCUGUGUUUUCCCUUUGUUUCCUCUUUUCCUGUGUUUCCCUUUGCGUGUGUCUCUCUCUUUCCUGUGUGUUUCCUUUUGUUUCCCUUUGCGUAUGUGUCUCUCUUUCCUUUGUUUUUCCUCUUAUUCAUUUCCCUCUCUCUCUUAUUCUUUCCCUUUGUGUUUCCCUUUCAUUUCCACUUGUGUAUGUUUCUCUCUCUAUUCAUUUCCCUUUGUGUAUGUCUCUCUCUUUCCUGUGUUUCCCUUUCUAUUCAUUUCCCCUUGUGUAUGUUUCUCUCUCUAUUCAUUUCCCCUUGUGUAUGUCUCUCUCUUUCCUGUUCAUUUCCCUUUGUGUAUGUUUCUCUCUCUAUUCAUUUCCCUUUGUAUGUCUCUCUCUUUCAUUUCCCUUUGUGUAUGUUUCCUCUCUAUUCAUUUCCCCUUGUAUGUGUCUCUCUUUUUUCCCCUUGUGUGUUUCCUAUUUUUCUCUCUCUAUUCAUUUCCCCUUGUAUGUUUCUCUCUCUAUUCAUUUCCCUUUGUGUAUGUUUCUCUCUCUAUUCAUUUCCCUUUGUGUAUGUUUCUCUCUCUAUUCAUUUCCCUUUGUGUAUGUUUCUCUCUCUAUUCAUUUCCCUUUGUGUAUGUUUCUCUCUCUAUUCAUUUCCCCUAUUCAUUUUCCCUUGUGUAUGUUUCUCUCUCUAUUCAUUCCCCUUUUCCCCUUGUGUAUGUUUCUCUCUCUAUUCAUUUCCCCUUGUGUAUGUUUCUCUCUCUAUUCAUUUCCCCUAUGUGUAUGUUUCUCUCUUUCUAUUCAUUUCCCCUCUCUGUGUAUGUUUCUCUCUCUAUUCAUUUCCCUUUGUAUGUUUUCUCUCUAUUCAUUUCCCCUUGUGUAUGUUUCUCUCUCUAUUCAUUUCCCCUUGUGUAUGUUUCUCUCUCUAUUCAUUUCCCUUUGUGUAUGUUUCUCUCUCUAUUCAUUUCCCUUUGUGUAUGUUUCUCUCUCUAUUCAUUUCCCCUUGUGUAUGUUUCUCUCUCUAUUCAUUUCCCCUUGUGUAUGUUUCUCUCUCUUCAUUUUCAUUUCCCCUUGUGUAUGUUUCUCUCUCUAUUCAUUUCCCCUUGUGUAUGUUUCUCUCUCUCUUUCCCCUUGUGUUCUCUCUCUUUCAUUUCCCCUUGUGUAUCUUUCUCUCUUUCCCCCCAUCAUUUUCCCUCUUUCAUUUCCCCUUGUGUAUGUUUCUCUCUCUAUUCAUUUCCCCUUGUGUAUGUUUCUCUCUCUAUUCAUUUCCCUUUGUGUAUGUUUCUCUCUAUUCAUUUCCCCCCAUUCAUUUUCCCAUUUGUGUAUGUUUCUCUCUCUAUUCAUUUCCCUUUGUGUAUGUUUCUCUCUAUUCAUUUCAUUUCCCUCUUUCAUUUCCCCCCAUGUUUCUCUCUCUCUCUUUCAUUUCCCCUUGUUUCUCUCUCUAUUCAUUUCCCCAUUUCUCCCCAUUCCCCAUAUGUUUCUCUCUCUAUUCAUUUCCCCUUGUGUAUGUUUCUCUCUCUUCAUUCAUUUCCCCCCCUUGUGUAUGUUUCUCUCUCUAUUCAUUUCCCCCCCUUAUGUAUGUGUAUGUUUCUCUCUCUUUCAUUUCCCCCAUGUGUAUUUUCUCUCUAUUCAUUUCCCUUUGUGUAUGUUUCUCUCUCUAUUCAUUUCCCCUUGUGUAUGUUUCUCUCUCUAUUCAUUUCCCCUUGUGUAUGUUUCUCUCUCUAUUCAUUUCCCCUUGUGUAUGUUUCUCUCUCUAUUCAUUUCCCCUUGUGUAUGUUUCUCUCUCUAUUCAUUUCCCCAUGUGUAUGUUUCUCUCUCUAUUCAUUUCCCUUUGUGUAUGUUUCUUUUUCUUUCUCCAUGCAUUUCUCACUGUCUUUUACCUUCUUCUCUAUUUCCUCUCCAUUCAUUUCCCUUUGUCUCUCUCUAUUCAUUUCCCCUUGUUUCCCCCCCCUGUAUGUUUCUCUCUCUAUUCAUUUCCCCAUGUGUAUGUUUCUCUCUCCAUGUGUUGUUUCUUUUCUUUCUCCAUGUUUCCUUCUUCUCUCUAUGCAUUUCUCCUUGUGUAUGUUCCCCUCUCUCUCAUCCUACAUGCAUUUCUCUGUUUCUACUGGUAUCACAACUGUUUUUGCUGAAGUGCUGCCUUCUCACAAAGUAAAGAAAAUAAAACAAUUGCAAAAGUCAAAUGUGAAAGUUGCUAUGAUUGGUGAUGGCGUAAAUGACUCACCUGCACUUGCCCAGGCAGACGUUGGCAUUGCAAUCGGUUCUGGAACUGAUGUAGCUGUUGAAGCUGCAGACAUCGUCCUCAUUAAUAACAAUCUUUUGGAUGUUGUUGCUGCCAUCAAAUUAUCAAAACAAACUGUGAGACGGAUUCGGAUCAACUUCUUUGCAGCAUCAAUUUAUAACUUAAUUGGCAUUCCAAUUGCUGCUGGUGUGUUCAUGCCUUUAGGCCUCUCCUUGCGGCCUUGGAUGGCUUCAGCAGCCAUGGCCUUAUCAUCAGUUACUGUUGUGUCAUCUUCACUGUUGCUCAAAAUGUUCCGCAAGCCAACCAAAAACGAAUUACGCACCCCAGAAUAUUUCCGUAAAUACUGCAACAAGACAGUAGAAAAUGUCUCUGUGCAUCGUGGAGUUGAGGAAGACCAUUCCAGUCCCCGGGGAAGUCGACAGAGCAGCAUUCUGUCUCGGCUCAGUGGCAAAUCCAAAAAGCCGUCAAUGGCCGAAGCCAGCUUACUUGAGCUUGACCCUGCCCAAGAUAUUGAAGCUUAA
Messenger RNA from Acanthosepion pharaonis, 5502 nucleotides. The record is from the annotation of a GenBank genome assembly. NCBI's taxonomy places the organism in Eukaryota, Metazoa, Mollusca, Cephalopoda, Sepiida, Sepiidae.